AUGGCAUGGCGCUUUGGUCAGCAGCCCAGCUGGGAAGAAAACGAUGGCAUGAACUACAUGAACCACCCUCUGGCUACUCCGGGUGUGGGGUGGUGUCCUACUGCAGGAAUCAACGAGCCCACGCCUGUUCAAUCUCCUGAUGGUGGCACAUCCUUUCCCACCUACCUCAUAUCUACCCCAAGCGGCGGUAGGGUAGCCUUCCGUGGGCCAUUUCUUCCGGACGGGGCGACAAGGCAGAACAUGUCUCUUCACCUCCGCGAUCAACCUGCCGCGAUCACCAGUCCACCCUCCCCACGGGACUCUUCCGCCAGCGGUUUCGUUCAAGCGUCUCCAGAAGGACCGCGCCUCGCAGUUGGCGAGACUAGCCGCCAGAGACGGAACUCGCGGACUCUGUCUCAAAGAAACAAUCGCACCGCCAAUUCCCAGAGAACGACUCCCUUGCAAUGCAAGUGGGAAGGCUGUCGCUAUCUCGGCGAAUUUCAACGCGUCUCUGAGCUCAUCCGCCAUAUUCGCACCCUUCACAUCACUCCGCUCGAUUAUCCUUGCCCUGUGCCGGGUUGUGACAAGAUCUGUAACCGGGAAGAUAAUCUUCUGCAGCAUAUGCGUACCCGUCAUCAUCUUCGUUGA
Aspergillus campestris IBT 28561 is the source of this 627-nucleotide messenger RNA. RefSeq lists its product as uncharacterized. The record is from RefSeq and is a predicted model, not a curated record. The transcript has 2 exons. Lineage: Eukaryota; Fungi; Ascomycota; Eurotiomycetes; Eurotiales; Aspergillaceae. Bases 1 to 627 code for a protein of 208 amino acids.